AUGAACUGCAGUCUGCACUCUAUCCAGGCCCGGGCUUUCUCCCAGAACCCUCAUCUACGAUACAUAAACCUAUCCAAGAACCCUCUAACCACCUUGUCCUGGCAACUGUUCCAGAACCUGCAACUUUCCGAGCUGAGGCUGGACGGUGUGGUGUUUGACUGUGGUUGCGACGUGCGUUGGAUCCAGCUUUGGCAGCAGAGAGGAGAGGCGGGGCUUCACACCCAGAUGCUGUUCUGCAGAAACGGGGCCUUUAAGAUACGAUUGCAAAACAUGUACAUUACCUUAUGUGACGUACCAGAGAUCAGUGUAAGCCACAACAGUAGCCUGAUGAUGAUAGAGGGUGAUAAUGUAACGGUCAGCUGUAAUGGGUCAGGAGCUCCCCUCCCCGAAGUCGACUGGACCGUCGCUGGACUACACUCCAUCAACACACACCUGUCUAAUGUCUACUGGCCCAACAUCCAUUCUAUUAACCUGACGCUAGUCAACGUAAGUCGAGACGACAACGGCUUCCUGCUCACCUGCAUAGCAGAGAACCUAGUGGGAAUGACCAACGCUUCCAUCCAGCUGGCUGUACAGUUUCCACCAGUCAUCCUGAAACUGGCCGAGCCUGAGCGGCGCCAUGACACCUGCAUAGAGUUCACAGUGAGAGGCUAUCCCUACCCGACGCUGCGAUGGUACCACAAACAGAGAGAGAUCCUGCAGAGUGAGUACAUCAGGACAGAGAUGGAUUUCUACCGGGACUAUCUGGAGGGAUGUCUGACUUUUCUCAACCCAACACACUACGAUAACGGAAACUACACGCUGCAGGCCUCCAACUCGCUGGGGACCGUCACCAAGACGGUCUACGGACACUUCCUCACGGCUCCGCCCUUUGAACCUGACCCUGACGAAAGUGUGGACUACGGUAGCCCAGUGCCAUCAGACAAUGCCAUCAGGCCGGAAGAGGAGACGUUUGGGGUGUCGAUAGCAGUAGGUCUGGCUGGUGUCACCAGUGUUCUCCUCAUCGUCCUCUUCAUUCUCAUCAACAAAUAUGGCCGACACAACAAGUUUGGAUUGAAGGGGCCGGUGGCGGCGAUCAGUGGUGAGGAAGACUCUGCCAGUCCUCUUCAUCACGUCAACCAUGGCAUCAUCACACCCUGUACCCUCAACGGCGAGCCUGACGAGGUGGUUAUAGGAAUGACCCAUAUACCUGUUAUAGAGAAACCACAGUACUUCAGACAUGGACACGACUGCAACACACCCACCACCUACAUACAGCACAUUAAGCGCAGGGACAUCCUCCUGAAGAGGGAGCUGGGAGAGGGGGCUUUCGGGAAGGUCUUCCUGGCUGAGUGCUACAACCUGAUCCCCACCAAGGAUACCAUGCUGGUGGCUGUCAAGGUAAGGAGGGAUCCCCCAAACAGACACACUACUGUCUGUG
Messenger RNA from Oncorhynchus nerka (sockeye salmon), 1420 nucleotides. Its product is annotated as NT-3 growth factor receptor-like. The annotation marks the transcript as partial. NCBI's taxonomy places the organism in Eukaryota, Metazoa, Chordata, Actinopteri, Salmoniformes, Salmonidae. The transcript has 12 exons. The record is from RefSeq and is a predicted model, not a curated record. Gene Ontology annotation, cellular component: plasma membrane; axon; neuronal cell body. Gene Ontology annotation, biological process: synapse organization; homophilic cell-cell adhesion; protein phosphorylation. Gene Ontology annotation, molecular function: ATP binding; axon guidance receptor activity; transmembrane receptor protein tyrosine kinase activity.